Coffea eugenioides is the source of this 1662-nucleotide messenger RNA. RefSeq names its product cytokinin hydroxylase-like. The record is from RefSeq and is a predicted model, not a curated record. NCBI's taxonomy places the organism in Eukaryota, Viridiplantae, Streptophyta, Magnoliopsida, Gentianales, Rubiaceae. Gene Ontology annotation, molecular function: iron ion binding; heme binding; oxidoreductase activity, acting on paired donors, with incorporation or reduction of molecular oxygen. The coding region runs from base 1 to 1554 and encodes 517 amino acids. The transcript has 5 exons.
AUGGCCCUUCAGCUGGUGCUGGCGGCUAUCUUAGUCGCAUGCGUGACCAUGUUGAUCAAAGUCGCAUACGAAACCAUAUCAUGCUACUGGCUGACCCCCAGACGCAUCAAGAAAAUCAUGGUCAAGCAAGGGGUGCGUGGCCCCAAACCUCGGUUUCUAGUUGGCAACAUCAUGGACAUGGCCUCCUUCGUUUCCAAAUCUACCUCUCAAGACAUGGACUCCAUCAACCAUGAUAUCGUUGGUCGCCUUUUGCCUCAUUAUGUUGCAUGGUCCAAAAUCUAUGGGAAAAGAUUCAUAUACUGGAAUGGGACAGAACCAAGAAUGUGCCUAAGCGAAACAGAUUUGAUAAAAGAGCUUUUUUUCAAACACAGCACAAGUUCAGGCAAAUCAUGGCUACAACAACAGGGAUCAAAGCAUUUUAUUGGUCGAGGUCUACUUAUGGCGAACGGUGACGAUUGGUACCACCAGCGACACAUUGUUGCCCCGGCCUUCAUGGGAGAUAAAAUCAAGAGCUACGCGGGGUAUAUGGUGGAAUGCACUAAGGAGAUGCUCCAGUCGCUGGAAAAUGCAAUUGACUUGGGACAAACUGAAGUAGAGAUUGGUGAAUACAUGGCUCGCCUCACUGCUGAUAUCAUAUCAAGAACUGAAUUCGAUAGCAACUACGAGAAAGGCAAGCAAAUAUUCCGUUUACUACAACUUCUUCAGCAUCAUUGCUCCCAAGCCAGCCGGCACUUAUGCUUUCCUGGUAGCCGGUUUUUCCCAAGUAAAUAUAAUAGGGACAUAAAGUCUCUGAAGAUGGAAGUGGAGAGAUUAUUAAUGGAGAUAAUACAAAGCCGAAAAGACUGUGUUGAGAUUGGGAGAAGCAAUUCCUAUGGAAAUGAUUUGCUGGGAUUAUUGCUGAACGAGAUGCAGACAAAGAAAGGCAGCGGAUUCAGCCUGAAUUUACAGCUGAUCAUGGAUGAAUGCAAAACAUUCUUUUUCGCUGGACAUGACACCACUGCCCUCUUGCUCACCUGGACCGUCAUGCUACUAGCAAGUAACCCUUCUUGGCAAGAUAAAGUUCGUGCCCAAGUCAAUGAAGUCUGCAAUGGUAGUCCACCCACAGUCGAUCAGCUAUCAAAACUCACCACGUUGAACAUGGUGAUCAACGAGUCUCUCAGACUGUAUCCGCCGGCUUCAGUUCUUCCUCGUAUGGCCUUUGAAGACAUCAAGCUAGGAGACCUCCAUAUUCCAAAGGGUUUGUCAAUGUGGAUUCCGGUGCUUGCCAUUCAUCACAGUGAAGAAUUAUGGGGUGAGGAUGCAAAUGAGUUCAAACCUGACCGUUUUGCAUCUAAAUCAUAUGCCCCUGGCCGUCAUUUCCUCCCUUUUGCGGCUGGUCCAAGAAACUGUGUGGGUCAAUCUUUUGCUGUCAUGGAAGCCAAGAUCAUAUUGGCGAUGUUGGUAUCAAAAUUCAGCUUCACCAUUUCCGAAAAUUAUAGGCAUGCCCCGGUUAUUGUCCUGACAAUAAAACCUAAAUAUGGUGUCCAAAUCCGAUUAAAGCCCUUGAAACCAUGAAUAAAUUGAUUUGGUUAUGGACGAAUUUUGCUCUGUUGUAAUUUUGGGUUUUCGGUAUAGCAGUAUAGAAAUAUUUAGAUAUUUCCCCCUCCUAUUUAUUUGUUGGAU